AUGGCUGACCCACAACCACCAGCUCGCCCUAUUGGUGCUUAUGACCGCCCGACCAACAACGGUCAACUGUUAGGAAUCAGAGCACCAGCUGUGGCAGCAAACAACUUUGAGAUCAAGUCAGGGUUGCUGAACCAGAUUGAGAACAACAAGUUUCAUGGCCUGGCUGCAGAGAACCCAUUCGACCACUUGGACAGCUUUGAUAGAUAUUGUGGCCUAUCCAAAACCAAUGCUGAGUACAGGAAUGAGAUAUCUGGUUUCAAACAGAAGAACUUGGAGGGAUUCAGUGAAGCAUGGGAGAGGUUCAAUGGCUACCUAGCUCAGUGUCCACACCAUGAUUUCAACAAGGGAAGUUUGCUCAGUACACUCUAUAGAGGUGCUCUCCCUGAGUACAGAGCCAGAUUAGAUACUGCAAGCAAUGGGAACUUCUUGGACAGAACUGAGAGAGAAGCAGCGCAGCUGGUUGACAACAUGGUUAAGAGUGAUGCAGUCUACAGUGGAGAUCAUGACAGAGCCAAUAUGACAGAUGACAAGCAAACAAGAAGGGAGUUGAAAGCUCUACAGGAUAAGAUUGACAUCCUCAUUGCUGAUAAAGCUACUCAAGAGCAGGUUCACUUUAUUGGUAACCCACAUCAAGAGACACCACCUACUGUCAAUGAAGUUGAAGGUUUGGAAGGCCAAGAGGAACUGUGCUUCUCUAAUAGCAAUGGUAGCUGCCAAUGGGAACUCUACCAGGGAAACCAGACCAGAAUCCCCACAAAGUACUGCAAUGUUACCCUCUCUACUACUUCUUCAGAGAUUGAGCUGAAUGAGCACAAGAAAGAGGUUGAGCAACAGAUUGUGACAACAAGUGGGGCAAAGAUUGUGGAGAACGUAUACAAGCUGGUUGCAGCUAAGGUUGUGAAGAGAGAUGGACACAAGGUUGAGAUGGUCACGCAGGAGGACACCACUGAGGUUGAGCAGUCACCUUAUGAUAAACUCCCAUUUCCACAGAGGGUCCUCACCAAAGCUCAGAAGAAGGUCAUCUCCAAGUUCAGGAAAGAUCUUAGUGAUGUUGGGGUAAAGCUUCCAGAGAUCUCGGGUAUGCGAGAGGCUCGUGUACAAAUGAUGCUCAUCAAGGACAUUCUAACUCACAAAGAUAAGGUAGCAGAGCUCCUGGACUUCUCUACUCUGCAACUUGACCCACAAGUCCCACCAAAGUCUCUCUCUAAACAAGAACACCAGGGGAUGUUUACCUUGUCUUGCUCCCUUGGUAAGCUCACUUUUGAUGAUGCUCUUGUUGAUUCUGGUGCAAGUGUGAAUGUGAUCUCUAUAGAGAUGGUAAAGACUCUAGGGAUUGAGAGCAUGGAGCCAACCAGAUCUUUACUACAGUUUGGGGAUUCUUCUUCUACAACCCCAAUUGGUAUCAUCGAGGAUUUUCCUAUGAAGAUUGGAGCAUGCACCAUCCCUGUUGACCUCACUGUCCUAAAGAUGGCAACUGCAAAGAGGUUCCCACUCAUCCUUGGCACUCCAUUUCUCACAACUGUAGGAGCUUGCAUAGACUUUGAUAACAAGAAGGUCACACUCCUCAAAGUGAACAAAGCUGUCUCAUAUCCUCUCCAGCCCCUAGAGAUAAAGUCUGUGUAUUGUGGAACAAUCACUUGUGAAGCAUCAUCCAUUGAGAAACCAAAGGCUGAAGUGCUGUAUGUUGAGAAAGAAACUCUUGCUGGAGAGUCCUCUACAGAGAUGUGUGAUGAGCACUUGGAAAGUGCUAAAAAGGAGGAGGUGAGUAGAGCUGCAAAGGCUACUCAUGUCAAGAAGAAGAUGAUGAAAGAACCUCACCCUCCACCUCUUGAUACACUGCCACACACUCUCACUCUUCACCCAAUGAAGCUUAAGGAUGGAGCUAUUGAGUACAAGAUCAGAUGUAAAGGAAAAACUACAUCAUUCUCAAGUGCAAGGGCCAUCAUCACUCAUGAGCUCCAAGAUGAUCCAAUCAAGCUUCAAGAGCUCCUCUCUCAGGUCCUGACCAUCACUCUUAAUAGUGGGAAGGACCCCCCUUCUCCACUCUCCAUUUGA
This is a messenger RNA of Raphanus sativus (radish), 2055 nucleotides long. RefSeq lists its product as uncharacterized. The transcript has 4 exons. Lineage: Eukaryota; Viridiplantae; Streptophyta; Magnoliopsida; Brassicales; Brassicaceae. The record is from RefSeq and is a predicted model, not a curated record. The coding region runs from base 1 to 2055 and encodes 684 amino acids.